AUGAGCAAAGAGCUGGAGCAUCUCAUCCCCAUAGAUUUCAAAAACAUGGUUCAAGUUCCCGAUUCCCACACCUGGCUCGACUCCCCCUGCAUCAACAACUCUUGUUCAAUCGACGAAUCUGUUCCCUUGAUCGAUCUUGAGGACCCACAAGCUCUCGAGAAGAUAAAAAAGGCUUGUGAAAAUUGGGGUGUUUUUCAGGUGACCAACCACGGCAUUCCAAUGGAGCUUCUUGCCCAAAUUGAGCAUCAGGCUCGUCGCUUCUUUGAUUUGACGAGGGAGGAGAAGCUCCUCACUCUGCGCUCGCCGGACAGCCUCAACGGCUACGGCAUCAUCCACGUUUCACCCAAUUUUAACACUCUCAUGUGGAUGGAAGGUUUCACCCUGUCCGGAUCGCCGUUGGAGCUUGCACGCCGGGUUUGGCCCAAAGAUUACACCCCUUUCUGGUAA
Molecule: messenger RNA, 447 nt
Organism: Ipomoea triloba (trilobed morning glory)
Lineage: Eukaryota; Viridiplantae; Streptophyta; Magnoliopsida; Solanales; Convolvulaceae
Product: gibberellin 3-beta-dioxygenase 1-like
Exons: 1
Coding region: 1-447 (148 amino acids)
Biological process (GO): gibberellin biosynthetic process; response to light stimulus
Molecular function (GO): gibberellin 3-beta-dioxygenase activity
Source: RefSeq, a predicted model, not a curated record